This is a messenger RNA of Paramecium tetraurelia, 249 nucleotides long. RefSeq lists its product as uncharacterized. Lineage: Eukaryota; Ciliophora; Oligohymenophorea; Peniculida; Parameciidae. The record is from RefSeq and is a predicted model, not a curated record. The transcript is spliced from 2 exons.
AUGUUAUAUGUAAUAAGGGAUGGGAUAAUUCAUUUUUCUAAUGUAGUUAAGAUGAAUAAAAAAAUAUAUGAUUCCUAAAAAAGAUAAUAACAAGAGAUGAAGAAUGGAAACAAUGAAGCUAUGAAUAGACAGACAGCAAGGGAUUUAUUCAAACUAGCAUUAUUAUAAUUUUCAAUGAAUUUAGGAUAUAGUGAGAUAGAGAUGAAAAUAUAAAAAAUCAAAUUUCCUUUGAUUAUAUUAUAAAAAUGA